AUGUCGACACCUGCGACAGCCGUGGCGGCCACGCUCCCUCACUACCACCACCCGCGCCAUUACCACUCACCCUACGCUGCCCAUCAACAACAAUACGCUGCCUCUCCUGGCUACCGUCCUGCCGCCCCCGUCGCCGCCUCGAGCCCGGUCGUCCCCCCAUCUGCCGCUGUGUCGAGCACCGCUCAUCUUCUUCCCGCCUACGGCCACCCGAGUCCGCUUCAUCUGCGUCGCUAUCCCGUCGACAACGCUUCCGCCCCGACCGAUGGCCUGCUAGACCAUCCGCCGCCUCCCCCUCCCCAUGCGUACCUCGACGUGCCCGGCUACAACUCCGCCACACGUCCCGACGAUAGCUUCACCACCAACAUGUCCAGCAGUGCGACCAUGACGGCCACGGCGAGCGGUGCCAUUGACGACCACGCCUCCCGCAAACGCCGACGCUCUCGGGAGCCUGAUUGGAACAACUUCUACCGCAACGGCCUCCCCAAAGAAAUCAUAGUCAUCGAUGAUACACCAGAACCAGAGGCGAACCAGGGCCGCAAGCUCGCCCACGGCUAUGCUGCCAGCAGCCAUAUCAUCAAUCCGGGCGGCGUUCUUCCUCAGCAGCAACUACAACAAGCACAGCCAGCCAAGCGUCGAAGACGAGACGAUGUGAAGCCGGCCCACUACCACAUCCAGCCUGUGGCCGGCUCCCACGCAACUACCCCAAAUCACAACAUCACACCCAGUGCCUCGACGUUGUCCAGCGAUGGCCACCACUCCACCGCCCAGACUACUGCUCCAACUUCGUUGUCUUCCAAUGGCCAGCCCGAUUCAGUGUCUGCCCCGCUCAAGAGGAAGCGCACCCGUCAACAGGUCGCCAUCGAGGCCAAACGUCGUGAUAUCGAGGGUCUCGGUCACCCCUUCGAAGCCUAUGUACCACCGCCAUACCCUCCUAAGAAGGCAGGCGAUGUCUACGUUCGAGUUGUCCAUGACAUUCAGCAAUACUCCAAAAAUGUCAAGGUUGACGAUGACGACGGUCACUAUAUCGUCGUCCCCGAUGCAGACCUUACCGACAAGUAUAAAGUCAAAUGCCUGCUUGGUCAAGGUACUUUCGGCAAGGUUGUCCAAGCCCGUGACCGCCGGCGAAACGAGGCCGUCGCUGUCAAGAUUAUCCGCUCGGUCCAAAAAUACCGGGACGCUUCACGCAUUGAGCUCCGUGUCUUUGCCACCCUGAAAGCAAAUGAUCCCACCAACAGGAACCGAUGCAUUCAUCUGCGGGACUGCUUCGACUAUCGUGGCCACAUCUGCAUUGUCAUGGAUCUUCUCGGCCAAAGCGUCUUUGACUUUCUCAAAGGCAACCACUUCGUCCCAUUCCCCAACAGCCAGAUUCAAAAAUUCGCUCGCCAAUUGCUUACCAGCGUCGCUUUCCUGCACGACCUCAAUCUAAUACAUACCGAUCUCAAACCCGAGAACAUUUUACUAUACGACAACUCAUAUCAAACUUUCACCUAUCACAGAAAGAUUCCGUCCGCUUCGACAACGAUUAAUCGACAAGCCACGCAAAGGCGGGUGCUGCUCGACACUGAAAUUCGAUUGAUCGACUUUGGCUCUGCCACAUUCGAGGACGAAUAUCAUUCGUCUGUCGUUUCUACCCGUCAUUAUCGUGCGCCCGAAAUUAUUCUCGGUCUUGGCUGGUCUUUCCCUUGUGAUAUCUGGAGUAUCGGGUGCAUCCUAGUGGAGUUCUUCACAGGAGACGCCCUUUUCCAAACACACGACAACCUGGAGCACCUUGCCAUGAUGGAACAGGUUAUUGGGCAGCGGAUAGACGCUCAUCUUGUCCAGAACGUCAACAAGAUGUCCACCAGAACAGGCGGCAACCCGGCUUCCAAAUACUUUAAACGACUGAAGCUCGACUAUCCAGCUCCAGAUACAUCGCGGAGUUCGAAGAGAUUUGUCAAAGCCAUGAAAAAUCUUGAUGAUAUAAUUCCGAAGAACACGACGUUCUUCAAGAACUUCCACGACUUGCUGCGGAAAAUGUUCAUCUAUGACCCUGUCCAGCGCAUCACGGCCCGCGAGGCACUGAACCACCCAUGGUUCAAAGAAAUGGCACCUCCCGACGACGGAACAGAGGCCGCCAAAAUUCGGAUGGAGAAGAGGCGUAUGGGGCAGGAUGCCCAGAGCGUCCAACCUGUUGGAUAA
Akanthomyces muscarius is the source of this 2178-nucleotide messenger RNA. RefSeq lists its product as uncharacterized. The record is from RefSeq and is a predicted model, not a curated record. The coding region runs from base 1 to 2178 and encodes 725 amino acids. Gene Ontology annotation, molecular function: protein kinase activity; ATP binding. NCBI's taxonomy places the organism in Eukaryota, Fungi, Ascomycota, Sordariomycetes, Hypocreales, Cordycipitaceae. The transcript is spliced from 6 exons. Gene Ontology annotation, cellular component: nucleus. Gene Ontology annotation, biological process: protein phosphorylation.